This is a messenger RNA of Echinops telfairi (small Madagascar hedgehog), 5464 nucleotides long. RefSeq names its product protein tyrosine phosphatase non-receptor type 14 (gene PTPN14). Lineage: Eukaryota; Metazoa; Chordata; Mammalia; Afrosoricida; Tenrecidae. Gene Ontology annotation, cellular component: cytoskeleton. The record is from RefSeq and is a predicted model, not a curated record. Gene Ontology annotation, biological process: lymphangiogenesis; protein dephosphorylation. Gene Ontology annotation, molecular function: protein tyrosine phosphatase activity. The transcript is spliced from 19 exons. The coding region runs from base 224 to 3787 and encodes 1187 amino acids.
GGGAGCUGACCGCUGCUGCUGACCCCCAAGUUGACUUCUCAGAGAGCCGCUACAUUCCUGGUUAAUGAGCCAACCAGCAGAGUCCCACCCUGGGAAUGGACACCGUCUUCCACCUCUGGAGGAACAUCAUCAGUAGUGGACUCACCGCACCACGAAGCUGCUAAGGACGUCUCCUGGACGCACUAGGCAAGCGGGGAAGGCGGCAUCCGAGGGCCGCAGAGCCAUGCCUUUCGGUCUGAAGCUCCGCCGGACGCGGCGCUACAACGUGCUCAGCAAGAACUGCUUUGUCACCCGAAUCCGCCUGUUGGACAGCAAUGUGAUCGAGUGCACGCUGUCAGUGGAAAGCACCGGCCAGGAGUGCCUGGAGGCUGUGGCUCAGAGGCUGGAGCUGCGGGAGACGCACUACUUUGGCCUUUGGUUUCUCAGCAAGAGCCAGCAAGCACGAUGGGUGGAGCUGGAGAAGCCUCUGAAGAAACAUCUGGACAAAUUUGCUAAUGAGCCUCUGCUUUUCUUCGGAGUCAUGUUCUAUGUGCCAAAUGUGUCCUGGCUGCAGCAAGAGGCCACAAGAUAUCAGUAUUACCUGCAAGUCAAAAAAGACGUGCUUGAAGGGCGGCUGCGGUGCACAUUGGAGCAGGUGAUUCGGCUAGCCGGCUUAGCUGUGCAAGCUGAUUUUGGAGAUUAUAAUCAGUUUGACUCUCAAGAUUUCCUCAGAGAAUAUGUACUGUUUCCUAUGGACUUGGCCCUGGAAGAGGCUGUUUUGGAGGAGCUGACACAGAAGGUAGCCCAAGAACACAAAGCCCACAGUGGCAUCCUGCCAGCGGAAGCCGAACUUAUGUACAUCAAUGAAGUGGAACGUUUGGAUGGGUUUGGACAGGAAAGCUUCCCUGUGAAGGACAAUCACGGAAACGGCGUGCACCUGGGUAUUUUCUUUAUGGGGAUCUUCGUGAGGAGCCGAAUUGGAAGACAAGCAGUCACAUACAGGUGGAAUGAUAUCGCGAGUAUCACUCACAACAAGUCCACCAUUCUCGUGGAAAUCCCCAACAAAGAAGAGACCAGCCUCUUUCACACGGAUGACAUCGAAAACGCCAAAUACAUUUCACGACUGUUUACGCUACGGCACAAGUUUUACAAACAAAACAAAAUCUGCACCGAACAAUCAAAUUCUCCACCCCCCAUCAGACGCCAGCCCACCUGGAGCCGGUCCUCCCUGCCCAGGCAGCAGCCGUACAUCUUGCCGCCCAUGCACGUCCAGUGUGGCGAGCACUACUUGGAGACCCACACGUCACAAGACAGCAUUUUCCACGGGAACGAAGAAGCCUUGUAUUGCAACUCUCACAAUAGCCUGGACUUGAAUUACCUGAACGGCACCAUCACCAAUGGCAGCGUGUGCAGUGUCCACAGUGUGAACUCCCUCAACUGCUCGCAAAGCUUCAUACAGGCCUCUCCCAUGUCCUCCAACCUCAGCAUCCCGGGGAGUGACAUCAUGCGGGCUGACUACAUCCCCAGCCACCGGCACAGUGCAAUCAUUGUCCCCUCCUACAGGCCCACCCCCGACUACGAUACUGUCAUGCGACAGAAGAAGCGGGGUGUCGUGCACCCAGACAGUCAGAGCCAGUCUCUGCGGAACCUCAACAUCAUUAACACCCACGCCUACAACCAGCCCGAGGAGCUGGUGUACAGCCAGCCCGAGAUGCGGGAGAGACACCCCUACACGGUCCCUUAUGGGCUCCAGGGGGGCUACAGUAACAAACUGGUCAGUCCGUCCGACCACCUAAGUCCAAAGAACCCCAUGGUGCCCAGCAAGCCCGGGGCAAGUGCCAUCUCGCACACAGUGAGCACCCCGGAGCUGGCCAACAUGCAGCUCCAGGGCGGCCAUCCCUACAGUGCAGCGCACAUGCUCAAAAACUAUCUCUUCAGGCCCCCACCCCCGUACCCGCUGCCCCGGCCGGCCACCAGCACGCCAGACCUCGCCAGCCACCGCCACAAGUACGUGAGCGGCAGCAGCCCGGACCUGGUGACGCGUAAGGUGCAGCUCUCGGUGAAGACCUUUCAGGAGGACAGCUCGCCGGUGGUGCACCAGUCUCUGCAGGAGGUCAGCGAGCCCCUCACGGCCUCCAAGCACCACGGCGCCGCCAACAAGCGCCACAGCCUGGAGGUGAUGAACAACAUGGUGCGGGGCAUGGAGGCCAUGACGCUCAAGUCGCUCAACAUCCCCAUGGCCCGCCGCAGCACGCUGCGCGAGCCGGGGCCGCCCGCCGAGCCGCCCGGGAGCCACGAGGUGCCGCCGCUGCCCCAGUAUCACCACCAGAAGACCUUCUCGGACGCUACGAUGCUGAUCCACAGCAGCGAGAGCGAGGAGGAAGAGGAGGCCCCGGCAUCGGUGCUGCCCAUCCCGGUGCUGCACGAGAAGAUGGAGUACAGCGCCCAGCUGCAGGCGGCCCUGGCCCGCAUCCCCAACAAGCCCCCGCCCGAGUACCCGGGCUCGAGGAAGAGCGUCAGCAACGGCGCGCUGAGGCCGGAGCAGGCCGGCCCGGCGGGGGGCGCGGCGCGGGCCCGGGUGCUCCGCCACGGCCCUGGGGCCAAGGCCAGCGCCGCCCGCGCGGACCCCCCGGCCGUGAACGGCGCCACCGCGCUCGGGCCCUCGCUCUCGGAGCCCGACCUGACCAGCGUGAAGGAGCGCGUCAAAAAGGAGCCGGUGAAGGAGCGGCCGGUGUCGGAAAUGUUCUCCCUGGAGGACAGCAUCAUCGAGCGCGAGAUGAUGAUCAGGAAUCUGGAGAAGCAAAAGAUGGCAGGCCUGGAGGCACAGAAGAGGCCCCUGAUGUUGGCAGCGCUCAAUGGACUCUCCGUGGCACGGGUCUCCGGGCGAGACGAGAGUCGGGCUGACGCCACCCGAGUUCACAUAGAUGAGAGGUUCAGAACCCUAAAGAAGAAGCUGGAAGAGGGCAUGGUGUUCACGGAAUAUGAGCAGAUCCCAAAGAAAAAGGCUAAUGGCAUUUUCAGCACAGCAGCUCUCCCAGAAAACGCCGAUCGCAACCGGAUCCGAGAGGUUGUCCCUUAUGAGGAGAAUCGGGUGGAGCUGAUACCAACCAAAGAAAACAACACUGGUUACAUUAACGCCUCCCACAUCAAGGUGGUGGUUGGUGGGGCAGAAUGGCACUACAUCGCCACUCAGGGGCCUCUGCCACAUACGUGCCAUGACUUCUGGCAGAUGGUGUGGGAGCAGGGGGCGAAUGUGAUCGCCAUAGUCACUGCAGAGGAGGAGGGGGGGCGAACCAAGAGCCACCGAUACUGGCCCAAGCUGGGUUCCAAGCACAGCUCAGCCACCUAUGGCAAGUUCAAGGUCACCACAAAGUUCCGGACAGAUUCAGGCUGCUAUGCAACCACAGGCUUGAAGGUCAAGCACCUUUUGUCUGGGCAGGAAAGGACAGUGUGGCAUUUACAGUAUACCGACUGGCCAGAUCAUGGCUGCCCAGAGGACGUCCAAGGAUUCUUGUCCUACCUGGAGGAGAUCCAGUCCGUCCGUCGCCAUACCAACAGCAUGUUGGAAGGCCCGGAGAACCGGCACCCUCCCAUCGUCGUCCACUGCAGCGCGGGGGUGGGCAGGACGGGCGUGGUCAUCCUCUCAGAACUGAUGAUCUACUGCCUGGAGCAUAAUGAAAAAGUGGAAGUGCCCAUGAUGCUGAGGCUCCUCAGGGAGCAAAGGAUGUUUAUGAUCCAGACCAUCGCCCAGUACACGUUUGUCUACCAAGUCCUCCUCCAGUUCCUCCAGAGCUCGCGACUCAUUUAGUUGCUGCCACCCAACACCAGAGGGAACCUCGCACUGUCUCACUGCUGGGUAGGCCCCCCAGACAACCUCUGCUCACCAGCAGGGUGCAGGUGGCUGGCAGCAGGCCGGCCACGGGCUGUCCCUGACAGCGGCCGAGAUCCUUCCCAGACAGACACCUGUAUUAUUUUAUAUGAGAUAAUUUAUUUUCCUCCACCCACCCCCCAUGCCCUUUUGAAUAAUGUCCGUGGGUCAUUGUAAUGCAGCCUUCACAGUGUAUUAAUCUUUCCCUUUGAGCCACGUGGUGACUGAUCUGCAUCGUAACACAGCAGCAGGCAGGCGGCUUUAGGGACCGGGCAGGAGGGCGCAUGUCUCUAGUGAAGUUGCAGCGGGAUUUGUAACCAACCCUGACAUCCACCAGUGGAAUCGUGUAUGUCCAAAUCCAUGAUGGCAAGAAAAAGAAUGCAUCUUGAAAUACUAAAUCAAAACGCAAGGGUCCAAGACCCUUCGCUGAGGAAAACCAGACACUACGUUCUCCCAUUUUCCAGCGUGUGCGCCUCCACGGCUACUCGGCUUCCUCUCUCCUUCCUUUCGGCCCGAGCCUUCCUCCGUCUCUCUGCGUUGCCUCCCAACGUGAGUUGAAGGCAGGAACCGCUCCCUUUCCGCAGAGCACCUAACCUCCGUCUUCCAGGCUAAACGGGCAGCUCUGGCCCUAGCUUUCCCGACCACCCGUCCUCUCGGGCACUUUCAAAGUCUGCAUUUGCCCGCCGGGGGACUAUACCCUGGCCCUCUGCCGCUGCUUCGUGCUCACUCUGUGGGCCAGCCCGGUGGCCGGGAGGCCCUGGGCCAGGCCAUCUGUUCAUUUAGGCCUCCUGCCUGAUUGAGAGGGGAUGAUGGACCCAAGUGGGAAGAGAAAGGCAUCAGGCCUCAGAGCCUUGCUGGUUGUUCUUAUGUAAAUACUGUUUGUGCUGGCCCGCGCCUGAAGGUGGGGGCGCUGGGUGCGUUCUGGGUUUCUGUCCUACACAAAGUCCUUGGAAAGGCUGAAAGGGAGCAGUCAGGGAGCUGAGCGCUGCCGGCUUUCUGGCCGGGAGCCUCCCGAGUUGGAGCCCACUGGGCUGGGGAGCUUCUCCAGGUCCAUCCCCAGGCCUUGGCCCAGGAGAGCAGAACAGGCCCUGCUCACGCCCUCUAGUCCAGACUGGCCCACGCCAAGAACCAGCGGCCUUUGUCUCCCUGGAAGUCCUUGGCCGUGAUGCUCCUCUCCACGUUUCUCUGUGCGACUCCCACUGGGGUCCGAGAUGGGAUGACCUCUGCUCGGUCUCACCAGUCUCUUCUCUUUAAUUCCUUAAGAAUCCUGUUGUACACACUUCCCCCUGGCUGGGAUUCUGAGGGAAGGUUCCUCUCUACAGUCUGGUUUUCCUUGAGCUUCUAUGCAUCAUGGCUUUGUUCUGGACCUCUUCCUGGUAGGACCCCAGGAGGCCUUCCUCCUUGGUUGCCCUUUUCCCCUGAGCUGGAACGAUGCACCAAAGUCCCCAGAAAUGGACCGCAAAGAGCAUGCUUGUGAGACUUCUGUGUCCACACACCAGCAGACAGGAGGGGGGUGGCAUGUGUGCAGGUUCUCAGAGAGCGAUUUUCGAGUAUAAAUCAAUGCUUUCCACUGUCGCGCGCGGAUGACACGGCGCAACACGGACCGAGACAAGAAUG